Thalassophryne amazonica is the source of this 3898-nucleotide messenger RNA. It is a transcript of the gene tmem201, whose product is annotated as transmembrane protein 201. Gene Ontology annotation, molecular function: lamin binding; actin filament binding. Lineage: Eukaryota; Metazoa; Chordata; Actinopteri; Batrachoidiformes; Batrachoididae. Gene Ontology annotation, biological process: nuclear migration along microtubule. Gene Ontology annotation, cellular component: nuclear inner membrane. The record is from RefSeq and is a predicted model, not a curated record.
GGCGUGAACAAAAGCCCGCUUCUUCUGCGUGCACGCGCCUUCUUUAGCAUUAUUAUUACUACUACGACAAAAUAAACAAACACUACAUUUAAUCCAUUUUAAUCAGUUUACUAACCGCUCAUUUUGAUGGAAAUGGAGACUUUUAAUCGGCUUCUGUUAGAUUAUCCCGAGUUACUGUACAGUGGAGUCGGUGCUACUGCGUUUGUCGCCGGCGGAGCCCUGAUUUAUAAGAUAGCCACCAGAAAGAAGCCCACGCAUGCCAGUGUGAACUGCUGGUUCUGCAAUCGGAACACAGUGGUACCCUAUGGGAACAGGAACUGCUGGGACUGCCCCAACUGUGAGCAGUACAAUGGUUUCCAGGAGAAUGGUGAUUACAACAAGCCCAUCCCAGCUCAGUACAUGGAGCAUCUGAACCAUGGAGUGUCUGGAAGUUUACCCACAUCUGAAACACCCAAGACGCUGCAGUGGGUCAACUGUCAGAUGCUGCUGUGCAGAAAGUGCAACAACAACCAGUCUGCAAAAAUCAAGCAGUUGGCCUCAUUUAUCCCCAGAGAUGAUGAGAACUACGAUGAGGAAAUUGAAUCCUACAAGCAUCACCUUGAACAGACCUACAAGUUAUGCAGGCCAUGUCAGACCGCAGUGGAGUACUACAUCAAAUAUCAAAACCGUCUGAGGACUGUACUCUUAAACCAUCCUCGCCGCAGCAGGGACUCUGACAAAGCCUUUGUAAAGAGCACACACUCUGCCGCCUCUCCCAUGGGGGUUGUGCUGUUACGUGUCCUUGUCUUCCUCACCUGUGCUUUCCUGCUUGCUACAAUUUUCUAUGGAAAGGCAGACCAGGCUGCUUCGCCGAAUGCACUACCCACAUUAAGUGGUGGCGUGAUCCCUCCCAAACCUAAACCUUACAAUGAGUCCAACAACAACGACAACAAAAGCGGUGACGCUCUGCCUCUUUGGGACAAUCUUCUCCUGCUGCUUCCAGACAUAGCUGUGGAAAAGGCCGUGGUGCUGGUGGAGUACGGAAAGGAAAACCAGCUCGCUGUGGUCUCUGUUGGCCUGCUGACCUGUAUCACUGCAAUCUUCUUAGCAGGACCCGUCAGGUUGAGGAGAAUUGAUGCUGUGGUUUCUGUCCUGUGGUUCCUUAUCAUGUGUCUCUAUUUGGCUGAGAAAUACUGGACUGGUACAUCAGGACCAUUGGAAGUGGCCAAAAUCAGCAUCACCUCCUUCUGUUGUCUGCUGAGCUUCGCUGCUGCUGUGGCAACUCACAAACCCAUGGGUCCACGAAGAGCAAGAUACCGAAGAUACCUUGCAGGAAGCUCUGCUGUUCCCCCUUUAAGCGUUCAGCCUCCUCUGCUCUUCCCCGACCCGGCGGAUAACUUCGUCCCCUCCCCUCCCCCCAACCUCUCCAAACUUAUCAACCGCCAGCACAGUUCCCGCGAGCGCAAAGCCUCCCCCUCCUCGCUGCCCGGACGCCUCAACAGAGUGCUCUCCCUCGGCACCAUCCCCUCCCUGACCCGGACAGAUUCCUGGUAUCUGUUUAGUGGAAGCAGGCCAGCGUCCCUGUGCAAAGAGUCGCUACCUUCAGACUACUUUUCUGUGAAGUCUGCGAGCUGCCCAUCAUCGCCAGGCCCCUCCCCGACUCCCUCUGUGGCCGGUUCAGUCACGUCCAGUUGCGGCUCGGCCAGACUCCGCCGGCCGCUCAUCAGUCCCGCCCGCCUGAACAUCAGUGGCCAGAAGCUCCGUCUUUUCUCCUCGGAGGCAGAACCCUUGUUCAGGUCCCCAGCUGCCUCUCCAUCCCACGGUUUUGUCGAGCCGACCUCUUCAGCGUACAGUAGCUGCUAUUCCGAUGACGUCUCACCAAUCCAGAGCCAAAAUGACUUGACUUCCUUAUUAAAAAACGGCAGCGUGACUGAAGAGAAGCGAUGUAGCUCCUCCGACUCGUCUGCCUGCCAGGUUGACACCACGACAGGAGGUCUGGAGAACGCACCGCCAUCUAAAGGUUUCCUGAAGCGUCUUGUCUGGCCGGGCCUGCUGCUGCUCAGCCUCACUACAAACCUCAUCUUUGCCUCCGUGUACAUGUACCACAACUGGAGAUGAACCACCGCCGGGUCUCCUGCUGCGCCGUGACAUCGACUCGGCGAGUCGGCCUCGUGUACUUUGGGUGUGUGACACAUGGAUCUGGAGGUCAAUGGAUGACAUCAGGACCCGACUGAAGCUGUAACUUCCUGUAAGCAGGCGCUAAAGUGGUAGCAGGUGUUAGCAGGCAGGUUUUGUAGCGUGCGUCUGCCAUGUGAUUGGAAUCGUAAGGAAACGCACUGUGGAAGCAAACAUCAUGUCCUGAAGCUCAAAAUUCUCUGCUGUGUGAGAAAUGUUUUGAUUUUUUAUUAGUAUUAUUAUUAUUAUUUGUCAGUGUUGUGUUCCCUUUUACAGGAAACGUGCGUGUCAUUGAUUUGAAACUUCAGAUUGAUGCUGCCUGCUCUGACAAAAAAAAAAGCUGCUGUUAAACGCACAAUAAAUGUUUUGUUCAAUCGAUGCUGCUUUGGCACAGGAUGACUUUAUUUAUCUUUUCUGAUUGAGAUGUGUGUUAUAUCUCAAAGAUUUCUUUAAAAUUUGAAGUUGUUCAGCGGUGUGUUAAUAUUUGUAGCAUGAAAUAUUCCAGAUGAUUCCAAAAAUGGAUGUAGGUUCUUUUAAAAUAUUCUGAAUGACUAAUUGGCAUAAUUUUGGUUUAAUGGAGAAAGCUUUCACUCUGUUUCAGGGCCUAACUGUUGAACCAGUGCCAUCUUAUGUUUGGGAGCAGGAGAAAGUCGUCUAAAAACAGUGGGAGCGUCAACUAUGACAUUUCCCCGUGUGGUGUGUCUGUGUGUGAUCCAGCAUGACCUUGGCAGCUGGAGAAGGCCAAGGAUACGCCCACCUUUCACAUGGCUGUGGUGGAUGAUGGUCACUUUAAACAUGUGAGGGUGGACUGGUUGUCUGCCUGGGUGAUUGCCAUCCAGGACCCGUGGCAGUUGCAUGGUUUGCAAAUGCAAGGUACUGAUUCUUUGGUUGGGCCCUGAAAUAAAAUAAAACAAUCUCAAAUUGUUGCAGUUAUUUAUUCAGAAGAUUUUGAAGAAAUUCUGUCACUUUCUGGAAUCUUCUGUGCUGCUGAAACAAGUUCAUCUUUCUAUCAGUCUUACAAAGAUCACCUUUGUAAGAGCUGGAGAGGAGCCACAUGCACAGACGUCUUCACCGUCAGGCAGCCUGCUCUCAGCCGCCUCAAACUGGGAGCAUCGAGGUGACUUAAGCAGACAGCUCAAGUUACCAGACUUCAUAACUUCAUCCUCAUCCAGGCCAGACAUGGUGCUGACAGCUGCACCCUCUUGGCCCUUUCUGGAAUCAGUUUGACACCUAUGGAUUAAAAGGUGCAAUAACUAAAUAGAAAUGAAGUAGACAUGACUGACUGUAACACACAUACCGUUUGAUUAAGAAUGAAACGUGUGCAUUUCAGGAAAAUGGAGUUUGCCAAGGUUUGUGUAAACGUAUGCCCACAACUUAGGAUGUGGAUGAAAAUGAAAUCAACAUGAAACGUUGAUUUCAUUCACUACCGGUUCAAUAAAUCAUUAUGUCGCCUGUUACAGAUCUGCUCAGUGGCUUCUUAAAUUUUUUUUAAGUUUUUUGUUUUGUUUUAAGCAGAUUUUUAAAAAAAGGCAUCUUUUUCACGUUUGCGUGUUGAAGGCACAGAGUUUCAGGUUCAGCACUCAAUAAGCUGUAGAUUUGUACAGCUUUCUUAUAAAAUGUCACCAUGUUAAUGAUUGUAUGUCAGACUUUUCUGAUUGGUUGUUACAUUGUGAUUGUGACAAUCCAAAAUUAAUGACAUGAAUGUUUGUUGAACAUGUGAGUUGUAAUAAACUGAAUAUUGUAC